AGAGAGAGAGAGAGAGGGGGGGAGAGAGAGGCGUUUAAAGUCCACUUGGUUUAUCUUCAGCUCCAGGAAACGUUCGUAUCUUCCUCUCCGGAGGGAAUUUGUACAUGAUUCAGGUUCCUUGGGUUCCCAGUACAGCUCUGUGGAAGAGGCUGCCUGUGUGUGCCAGUGAGUGUUUGUGAGUCCCAGGGUGACCAUGUUUGUGUGAGUGCCUUUGCAUGCGUAUACACCCUGGUCGGAGAGUGUGCGUGUCUUGUCUGUCUGUGUGUGUGUGUGGGUGUGUGUUUGUGUCCCAGCGGAGAUGCAGGGAGCUCCGUCCUCCGCGCUUUGCUUCCUGCUGCUGAGCUGCUGUGUGUGUGCAGCAGCCGGCUACCCGUUCAGCACGCCCCUGGACCUGGAUGUGACUCCACGCGUCACCGUGUUGAACAGCGCUCUGCAGGGCUGCAGACGUUUCCCGUCCUCGGCAGUCGGCACCAUGUUGCUGGAGGCCGACAGCGAGCGUCUCUUCGUCGGGGCCCGCGGAGCAGUUUUUGCUCUCGAUGCCUCUGACAUUUCAGCCAGCUCUGCUCUCACCAUUGAAUGGGAAGCCUCCCCCGAGCAAAAACACCAGUGUCUGCUCAAGGGAAAAGACAAUGAGACGGAGUGUUUCAAUCACAUCCGCUUCCUCCAGAGGUUCAACUCGACCCACCUCUACAUGUGUGGGACGCAUGCCUUCAGCCCCCUCUGUGCAUACAUAAAUGAGGCGACGUUUGUGAUGUCGUCUCAGCCCGAAGAGGGCCGAGACAAAUGCCCCUACGGCCCGACGACGGGCUACACUGCCCUCCUCGUCGACCAGCAGAUGUACACGGCUUCCCAGUACGAGUUCCGGAGCUUUCCGGAUAUCCGCCGCAACUCUCCGUCCCCCGCGCUGAAGACCGAAGACGCCCCCACGCGCUGGCUGAACGAGGCAGACUUUGUGGGCUCGGCGCUCGUGAGGGAGAGUUUGGGCAGCAGCACCGGCGACGAUGACAAGAUCUACUACUUCUUCACCGAGAAGAGCCCGGAGCAGACGACAACCUACCGCCACAGCCGGGUGGCACGAGUCGCUCGCGUCUGUAAGGGGGACCGGGGAGGCCGCUUAACUCUCCAGAAACGGUGGACGUCCUUCCUCAAGGCCAGGCUGACGUGUUCUCUGCCCGAGUACGACUUCCACUUCAACAUGCUGCGCAGCAUGUUUGUCAUGCCUGGCCCGACUCCUCGGGACACGCUCUUCUACGGAGUCUUCGGCCUGGAGUGGAAAAACGUGAAGGCGUCUGCUGUGUGUCGAUUCUCUCUGUCUGACGUCCAAGAGGCCUUUCAAGGACCAUACAUGGAGAACCAGGACUCUGGCUCCAAGUGGGAGGAGUACACUGGAAAAAUCCCUGACCCCAGACCUGGAACGUGUGUCACUGACUCUCUGAGGGCCCGGGGCAUCAACUUCUCCACCUCCCUCCCCGACGAUGUACUGAACUUUGUCCGGAGGCAUCCGCUGAUGUCUCGGCAGGUCCAACCUUCGGACAGACGACCACUUCUGUUCAGGCGGACCACAGACUACACGCGCGCCGCCGUAACCGCGGUGCGCGGCUUAGAUGGGAGAACGUACCAUGUAUUGUACAUGGGGACCGAUGACGGCUGGUUACAUAAAGCUGUAGAAAUCAACAGUCAGCUUCACAUUAUCGAGGAGCUCCAGCUGUUUGAGAAACCGCAGCCUGUUAGCAACCUGCUGCUGUCAGCAAAACAGAUGAGUGUAUAUGUGAGCUCUCCGUCAGGCGUGAUGCAGCUUCCCCUCUCUAGCUGUCACAGAUACACCUCCUGCUACGACUGCAUCUUUGCCAGAGACCCUCACUGUGCCUGGAAUGGAACCCGGUGUGUGGCUGUAAUGGCUCAAGCAGACAGAUCCACUUUAAUCCAGGACGUCCAGCAGGGAAGCAAAGGAUGUGAAAACACACAAGUUGACGUUGCCGUGCGGAGCCGCUCGGUGCGGGUGGGCGACGACGUGCUGCUGCAGUGCGAGCUCAGCUCAAACCUGGCGACGCCCCUCUGGACUCUGGACGGCGGCGAGCUGCAGGGCUACGGCCUCAACUCCGGCUUCAGAACCGGCACGGACGGCCUGCUGAUCAUCGAGGCCCGGCAGGACCAAAGCGGGCUGUACACCUGCUUCGCUGUCGAGAACGGCAUCAAGGUUGCCAUGGUUACCUUCAACGUCACCAUCCGUCCGGACCUGCCCCCUCCCCCGCCUGUUGAGCCAACUCGGGUCCCUUACAGAUUCUUUGCCACCCUGCCGGCCCCCACUGAGCAUCCCUCCUCCGAGAGGCCAGCGGCCCCGGCACCUCGCCUCCCCCACUCAGAGCUACUCUCCUCCAGGAACAUGGAGGCCAUAUAUCUGUCCCUCAUCACCAUCCUCGGAAGCCUGUGUGUGGUCCUCACCGUGGUGCUGGUCUACGUGGGCUUCUGCCUGCGAGUGGGCAGCGGAGGGAAGUACUCUUUACGGGCCGCCGCUUCAGCCUACCCCAACAGCAAGAAGCACAGCAGGAGCAGGAAACCCCACGGAAGCUCCUCCCACAUGGAGCUGAAGACCAUCUCAAGCCACUGCAACGGCAACGGCCUUUCUAAUGGAGUUUCGAAGCGGCACAACGGCGACAUCCUGGAUGGAGGCUUCCUCCAGAUCGUACCCGGAGAGGCUCACUCGUCACCCAACAAGGGGCCACCUCCCCCGGCCCCUCCCCUCCCGCCAACUCCGCAACACGCCUUGUCCGAGUGUGACUUCCCCAGCGGGCUGUCGGCCACGCUGCCCAGCGUCCUGCGGAGGAUGAACGGCAACAGCUACAUGCUGCUGAGGCAGAGCGAGCCAGAGAGCUCGUCGCCGCUCUGCUACUCCUUUGCCGAGGAGCUCAACAAGAUCUUGGAGAAGAGGAAGCACACUCAGCUGCUGCCCAGGCCGGACGAGAGCUCUGUGUAGAGAGAUGUGACUCCCCCUGUGGUGGGAGGACUGAUGUGUUUUUCUAGCUGAGGCUGAAGUGCCUGUCACAUGACCCAUUAUUGUUAAGGACUAACACAAGGAGAGAGUCUUAACUACACGCUUUACUUUGGAUUUUAUUUUAUUUUUUACGAUUCCACAUCGAAACAUUGCCUCUUUUUUAACUUGUGUGCUGCUUUUUAACCUUUUUAAUUCACAAAUUUCCCAACACAUACUAAGUGAGAAUGACGGAUCAAGCAUGAAAUGAAAAGGUGCAAUCUAAGUGCCAUCUACCUCACCUUUAUGCUGCUCCGAAGGACUUCUACAAUGUCUGUAGUUUGAUCCGAGCGUCAAGGCACAAAAUGGUACACACAGACUCCAGCGAGGAGCAAAGCCCCGUGGGAAUAUAAAUACACAAGAAGAGUUCUGCCGUGUGCCGGACAAAUUUGGCUCGAUUCAAACUGGAGGGCAGCUAGCCAAAGUUUGUUUGCACUGACAAGUGUGCAGAUGGCCUAUGCAUUUUUAAACAUGGCAUUCACAUAAUAUACAUAUGUGGUGUGGACAUGGUGAGUGAGGGAAUUCAGUGUGAAAUAUUUUAAUUCUGAUUUAAUCAAUUGCAAUAUUAUAAUAAUAAGUUAGAGGGUAACAUUGGCCAUCAUUAAUAAAUGGUGAAUUAAUCAUUAUUUAAUAUUAACCUUAAUUUGGAAUUAAUUAACCACAUAGAAGAUCAUUUUUACAUUCAUUCAUUAAUUGAUGACAAUAUGUGGUGUUAAAAUUAUAAGACAUUCAAUAACCUCAACCUCAAUAAUCUGAUUUGCAGUUAAUUUUUUAAUAAUCUUAUGAGUGUUUGCAAACACCAAUAAGCAUAACUGUUAUUUGCAGCUGAAGCUCACCACUUUGCUCUAAGGUGAAGCCUCGUGUCACAAACGGGUAACAAAUAGACAUUUACAUAUACUUUAUUUGGGUCCAAAUAAAAAGUUUACUUCAUUUGGCUACCAGUCAGAAGUUUGGACACACAUUCAAUUGAAUGAAGUGAAAGUAUAUAGAUAUAUAAUUAUAUAGUAAAGAAUAACCAUGGUUAUUUAGUCUUUACAUAACUGAAAAAAAGUAUUAAAUAGUGAUUAUUUCACCAAGUGUUAAUAGACAAGCUAAAGAAAAUAUGACAGUAUUAUUGACUUUAAGGCACUUUAAGUAGUUUUAAAACUUUUAAAACAACGCUAAUGGAAGCUAUUCUGGAUGUGGAUUCUGCAACCUGUCAAGGAGCUUUUUGAUUUUCUUUUUGGCUGUUUCUCACGAUGAAGAGCCGCAGCAUCAGUGGCCACAACUUUGUCAGCUGGACCUUGUUUUACAUGAAAAAACUGACUUUCUCAUCUGAGCCUCAAUCCACAAGUGAGCAACACAGAACAUGAGACAACAGAAGAAUGACUGAGGCACAGCGUUCAUCAAAAGUAUCAGGUGUCGUGAGCACUGGUCAGUUUGAGUUCCUCUUGAACUUAAAGCUGGGGAAACCAUAAGCGAAUGAACAACUGGAAUGAGCGCUGUGUGUUUGAUGCAAACUUGUUACAUGAUAUGUAUGAUGCAUACAUAUUGCUGCAUGAAUAAUGUUUAUUUUCUUUCAUCUUUAAGUCUUUUAUUAUUAGUGUAAAGUGCCACCGUCAAUGUUUAAAAAGAGCUCUGUGAGCCUAUUUCAGGCAGAAGUGAUGGAUUUGAAAAAAUACGUGUUUUGUAAUUUUGUACAUUGUGUACAAAAUGUGAUGAAUAGAAGCACGGUAGACAAACGCAUGCAGAGGCUGUCCCAGCACCACGUAAUAUUUAUAACCGACUAAUGGGAGGAAAAACACCAAUUUACUUACUCGCUCUAAUAACUUGGGACCAUUAAGCUUGUCUUUUGAUGUGAUGUCCAGGUAUUGUUUUGAUCGCCGUCAGCAUGAACCUCAUGCACACAGCAAAUUAUUCUACAAAAUUAAACUGAGAAAAAAAGGGCACCAUGUUCAUUCACAUUUCAGUUUAUUGGUUUAAAUAAAGUUUUGUACAUUAACCUC
Gasterosteus aculeatus aculeatus (three-spined stickleback) is the source of this 5013-nucleotide messenger RNA. RefSeq names its product semaphorin-4G. NCBI's taxonomy places the organism in Eukaryota, Metazoa, Chordata, Actinopteri, Perciformes, Gasterosteidae. Gene Ontology annotation, cellular component: plasma membrane. Gene Ontology annotation, biological process: neural crest cell migration; axon guidance; positive regulation of cell migration. The record is from RefSeq and is a predicted model, not a curated record. Gene Ontology annotation, molecular function: chemorepellent activity; semaphorin receptor binding.